AUUCUUGUCUGUGGUUAAACCUCGGAACCAGAGAGAGAUGGUAUGGUCUUAUUCACUCACUUUUUAUUAAUAAACUCAUCUCUCUCUGUCCGAGAGCCUCUCUCUUCUCCUUUUCUCUCUCUCUCUCUUUGAAGCUAUCAUCUUUGAGAGCUCCUUUGGUCCAUACUUUAGAAAAAAAACCGUCAUGAGAUUGCUUCUUGGUCUCUUGUUUCUCUUGUCUCUAGCAACCUCUUCAAGUGCAACUUAUUGUCUAUGCAAAGAUGGAGUUGGAGAGAAAGACCUUCAAACAUCAAUAGACUAUGCAUGUGGAGUUUUAAAAGAUUGUAAUCCAAUUCAUGACAAAGGUCCUUGUUACCAACCAAACACUGUCAAGAGCCAUUGUGAUUGGGCUGUUAAUACUUACUUCCAAAGAUCCGGUCAAAUCCCUGGAAGCUGUAACUUCUCUGGAACUGCUACUACCAGCUCAAAUCCUCCUUCAACUGUUGUUACUGGUUGCAUCUAUCCUUCAAGUCCUGGAAGUGCAGGGACAACUCCAACGAUCGGGACUUCUUCAGGAACACAGACGUUUCCGGGAACUCCUGUGUUUGGUCCGGCCGGAUCUUUUGAUCCUUCAGGCAGCAACAAUGGUGCUUCGGGUUUGUUCAUUUCGAAUUCAAUCGCUCUCAUACUUGGUUUCUCCGUCAUUGCGUUUCUAUAAAAAGAGGGCAGUGAUUAAGAAAGCGAGGCUAACGUUUUUUGAUGUACGGAUGAGAUUCUGCCACUUGUGAAUGCAAGUUCUUUGAGGCAGACAUCUUAUUUAGGGGGUUGGCUUUUGUUGUUUAGGCUUACUUUUUUUUUAAUUGUAUGUAAGAAAUGCUUUAAUCGAAUCUUUCUUCAAGUGUUUUACAUGAAAGAGAACA
Capsella rubella is the source of this 899-nucleotide messenger RNA. Its product is annotated as PLASMODESMATA CALLOSE-BINDING PROTEIN 3. The coding region runs from base 185 to 697 and encodes 170 amino acids. The record is from RefSeq and is a predicted model, not a curated record. The transcript is spliced from 4 exons. NCBI's taxonomy places the organism in Eukaryota, Viridiplantae, Streptophyta, Magnoliopsida, Brassicales, Brassicaceae.